Molecule: messenger RNA, 6943 nt
Organism: Sphaerulina musiva SO2202
Lineage: Eukaryota; Fungi; Ascomycota; Dothideomycetes; Mycosphaerellales; Mycosphaerellaceae
Product: AAA family ATPase
Exons: 3
Coding region: 1-6924 (2307 amino acids)
Molecular function (GO): ATP binding; helicase activity; ATP hydrolysis activity
Source: RefSeq, a predicted model, not a curated record
AUGGCAGAAUUCAGUCAGAAUGGCACCACAUCGACACGCGGCGACAGACUUUCUCGACUCCUACAUGCCUUCAUCACGGGUCUACGGCCCCUUCAAAGCGCUCGCGACUGUCAGCAGUUUGUGGAAGCUAUUUGCGCUCAAGCAAAUCAUGCUGAUUGUAUCGAAAAGCUAGGCUGCAGUACCUCAGGACUGACUGCAUUACACCGAGGAGUGCGAUUCGAUGAGUCUGUGUCAUUCAUCAACGGCACGCUACAGAAUCUGCUGCUCUACCUUGCUGUUCCAGAGGUCAAGCGGCUGUGCAAUGGCGAAUUCCUGAAGCGUGUGCUCAAGGCACUGGUCUCGCCACCAAGUCUGUGGAACGCAUUGACUCUGGCUCAUCAGAACAAUGAGCUGUCGCCGCAGACAACCCUUAGCUUUGCUUUCGUGCUCUUGGAGCUUCUGAACUGGACCGCAGAUUCCCCUUCCGAUGUGGACGGCGUUGCGCGCAUCAUCACUGAGCAGAAGACCUUCUUGACCUCACAAGACCAACAGUUGCGCGCGAUGGGCUGUCGAAUCGAACACAUACUGUCUGCGAAAGGCGCUGGUCGCAAACCCACUGUUUCUGGGCCUGGCGGUCGACAUGAUAAUGAUUUCGUUGACUUCCGUCAGGUAGCCAUCUUCCCCACCGAGGACGAGCUUGCCAGCAAAGAAUUACCGUACUUUACACCAGCUCACAUGCUUUCGAAGAUACCAAUACCAGAGCGUGUCGCUCAUCAUCUGAGCAACCAGUUUCGCCUGCUUCGAGAGGAUUUCUUAGCCGAAUUACGAGAAGAUCUGGCAACGUCUUCGUCCAAAAAGUCGAAUCGCCGACAGCGAAUGCGGCUUUCCGGACUUGAACUUUAUGGCAUACGCACUGGCGCAGACAAGUCUAGAGUGCCAACCGCCCUGAAAAUUUCUGUGGGCAAGGGGUUAGGGGCGUUGGCCAAUGCCUCGAAUGCGCGCUCGUUCUUGAAGGACAACAACAAUUUCAUAAAGCACCAAUCGUGCGGGUACUUCGUUGAUCAAGGCACUGUGAUCGCAUUCGGCACUAUUGCUCGGGACGUGGAUCUGCUGUGCCUCAAGCCGCCUGUCAUAGCCAUUCGCACUCCAGGAGCUGGGGCAUUGAAGAAGCUGCUGUUGUCACUGCGCACCUCACAAACCCUUGAAUUCGUCGUCAUCGAUACAGCGGUAUUCGCAUACGAGCCAGUUCUGCAUUGUCUACAGGACAAGCUCGAGUUUCCACUCUGGAAAUAUCUCCUGUGUCCCGAAGACGCAAUCGAUGACCUCGAGCUUCCCGACCUGUCAGAUAACCUUUCAGAUAUCGCUCGGAAAAUCGAAUUGGAACGCGGGCACGACAUACAACCCAUCCUCGGACUUCGGAAACCUGUGGAGCUGGACGAUUCGCAGACUACGUCUUUACUGGCUGGUAUGCGUCAAGCUGUAUCUUUGAUUCAGGGUCCACCAGGCACGGGGAAAUCGUUCAUUGGCGCUUUGCUUGCGAAAGCUCUUCAUGAUAAUAGCUCAGAGAACUUACUGGUGGUCUGCUAUACAAAUCAUGCUCUGGAUCAGUUUCUUGAAGAGCUGAUGGACAUCGGGGUGCCAUCUUCUAGCAUGGUUCGACUUGGUUCCAAGUCUACUGCUCGUACCCAACCUCUCAGUCUACGGGAACAAGCACCGGCGAGGUCUCGAACACAGGAGAAUUGGGGGGCGAUUAACCGACUUGGGGAGGAGACUACGACUCAUGCGGACGCACUUCUACAGACAGUGAAAGACUUCAGGAAAACCCAGGCAACCAAAUCACAGCUGCUUGAAUACUUGGAGUUCUCGGAGGACGAUCACGAGUACUUCGAAGCUUUUGAGGUAUCCGAGUCAUUGGAUGGGUUCGCCACAGUAGGCGAGAAUGGGUCAGUUAUCGACGAAGGGUACCUGCUGUCCAGAUGGAUACAAGGUAAGGAUGCGGGCGUUCUCCAGAAACCCAUUUCGCCCCGACAUGUCGAAAUCUGGAACAUGGACGAAGCCGACAGGCAGUCGAAGCUGCGACAGUGGGAAGACGCGAUGCUCGCCGAGGCAGCCGAUGAAAUUAUUGCUCGAGCGCAAGUCUUCGAUGCCAGUCAGCAUACUUUGCAAGAAGCACUUCACCAACGAGAUACGGAGCUCAUCCAGAGUAAGCGUAUUGUAGCUUGCACCACUACGGCAUCCGCAAUGUACGCCAGGCAGCUUCAGAGCGCUGCACCAGCUAUCGUCUUGGUCGAAGAAGCCGGCGAGAUUAUGGAGAGCCACGUUCUGACCGCAAUGACGCCAAACACGAAACAAUUGAUACUGAUUGGGGAUCACAAACAGCUUCGUCCGAAGGUCAACAAUCAUGCCUUGACUGUCGAGAAAGGCGAUGGGUAUGACCUCAACCGCUCUUUGUUCGAACGUCUUGUACUGGCUGGGUUCCCUCGCGCCACCUUACAACAACAGCACCGAAUGUGCCCAGAGAUCUCGGAUCUGGUGCGUCAGCUCACAUACCCAAGUCUUCUGGAUGCACCCUCGACGAUGCAACGGGAAGCACUGCGAGGGCUACAGAGUCGGGUCGUAUUUAUCAAGCACACCAAACUUGAGCUCAUAAGUCAAGUAGCAGACAGAAGAGAUCAGGGGGCUAGUGUCAGCAAGCAGAACGCGUACGAGGUCAAAAUGGUCAAGAAGAUCGUAAAGUAUUUGGCGCAACAAGGCUAUGGAACUUCAGAUCAGGUUGUCUUGACGCCAUAUCUCGGCCAGCUCAGUCUCCUACGUCAGGAGCUCGCCAAGGAAAAUGACCCGGUAUUGAAUGACAUGGACUCUUUCGACCUGAUCCGAGCGGGAUUCUUGUCACCAGCGAGCGCUUCGCAGACCAAGAAACCAUUAAGGCUCUCUACUAUUGAUAAUUAUCAAGGAGAGGAAAAAGACAUUUGUGUUGUCUCGCUGACUCGAAGCAAUCCCGAUGGUGAUAUUGGUUUCCUGGUGUCUCCUGAACGACUUAACGUACUCCUGUCACGGGCUCGCAAGGCUCUCAUUGUGAUCGGGAACCCUGCUACGUUCGUUGCCAGCAAGAAAGGCGGAGAACUGUGGUCCUCGUUCUUCACAUUACUUGCCCGGAAGAACUCUAUCCUCGACGGUCUACCAGUUAGAUGUGCUCAGCACCCAGAGCGCGAGAUGAUACUGGCUACUCCUGAAGACUUCGACCUUAAGUGCCCUGAUGGAGGUUGCUCAGCGCCUUGCGGUGUGAAACUAAGCUGCGGGAUGCACGAUUGUCAGCAGAAGUGUCAUCGAAUGGCAGAUCACUCCAAGAUGCCAUGCUCAUUCCGCAUCCGGGAGAAGUGCCCACAAGGCCAUCGCUUGUCUUGGAGAUGCUCGGAAGGUCGUCCCGCAUCAUGUUACGCUUGCGACAGCGAGACUGCAGCGAGACUUGCACAGCAGGAACGAGAUACAAAGCUUGACCAGGAGCGACAGGCAAGACAGAUUGCCUAUGCUCUGCAGCUAGCGGACAUCCAGGCUGAGCUCGAUCGCAUUCAUCAGAAGGCAGCAGAUAAGCGCACCCAAGAACAGCAAGAGACGGAGCUUUCACAGCGUCGUACGGAUCUCGACAACGCCAAAGCUCUCGCUGCGCAACGCGAAGCGAGAGAGAGGGACGCGGAAGAGCGCAGUCGUUCGCCGGCGAAGGCGCCCCCUUUAUCCAGUCGUGAUGCUCACCAGCCGUCUGGCUCCGAAGCUCAAACCGAUUGGGAGCAACAAAAGGCCGUCGAGGGUGCAAAGAACGACGCGAUUGACGAGAUCAUGAACAUGAUCGGCCUUGAAGCUGUCAAGGAGCAGUUCCUAGAGAUCAAGUCGAAGAUCGACAUGCUCGUCCGACAAGACUUAUCUGUCGCCAAGGAACGUUUCGGUGCCGCUCUCCUGGGUAAUCCUGGUACUGGGAAGACUACCAUAGCCCGCAUCUACGCUAAUUUCCUAUGUUCCGUAGGCGCUUUACCUGGGAAGGUCUUCAUCGAGACAACAGGUGCGAAGCUUGCAACUGGGGGCGUACAAGGCUGCAAGAAGCUACUCGAUGAUCUCUUGAACCGGGGAGGCGGCGCUUUCUUCAUCGAUGAAGCCUAUCAGCUCGCUUCUGGUUCCAACUUCGGAGGAGGCGCUGUGUUGGACUACUUGCUACCAGAAGUUGAAAACCUCACUGGGAAAGUGGUGUUUAUCCUUGCGGGAUACAACACGCAGAUGGAGAAGUUUUUCCAGCAUAACCCAGGUCUACCGAGUCGAUUUCCUCGGCGCAUGCAGUUCGCUGACUACGAAGACGACGAGCUGUUAGCCAUCAUGAACUACAACAUUGAGAAGCGAUACGAAGGACGAAUGCAACUCCAGGAGGGCCCAGGCGGUCUCUUUGCCCGAAUUGUGGCACGUCGCAUCGGACGUGGUCGUGGGAAAGAAGGCUUCGGCAAUGCUCGUGAGGUCGAGAACGUAGUGUCGAAGAUCGCCUCUCGGCAAGCAAAACGUGUGCGCAAUGCGCGCAAAGUGAAGAGACGUACGCCAGGCCAAGGAGACCCUGACGAUAUGCUGUUCACAGACACCGAUCUCCUCGGAGCAGAACCGACCCACGAUGCACUUGCUGGCAAUAAGUCCUGGCUGAAACUGCAGAAACUGACCGGCUUGCAAAGCGUGAAAGAGUCUGUGAAGGCGCUUCUCUAUAGUCUUCAGCUCAACUUCCAGCGAGAAUUGGCCGAAGAGCCACUCGUGGAGUAUAGCCUGAACAAGGUCUUCGUGGGAAAUCCAGGGACCGGGAAAACGACAGUAGCCAAGCUGUACGGCCAGAUUUUGGCUGAUAUUGGCAUGCUGUCGAGUGGAGAAUGUGUUCUGAAGAAGCCCGCGGACUUCAUCGGCAAUGUGAUUGGUGCCUCAGAAGCGAACACGAAGGGCAUCCUCGAUGCUGCCGUCGGCAAGGUGUUAGUCAUCGACGAAGCAUAUGGAUUGUACGGAGGUCAGGGCGGCCAGGGCAGCAGCUCUGAUCCAUACCGGACAGCUGUUAUUGAUACCAUCGUCGCAGAGAUUCAGAGCGUGCCAGGGGACGACAGAUGUGUUUUGUUGCUUGGCUACGAGGAACAAAUGGAAGAGAUGAUGCAGAACGUCAACCCUGGAUUGGCGCGGCGCUUCCCUAUCGACUCCGGGUUUGUCUUUGAAGACUUUGACGACCAAGACAUGGAGGCGAUCCUGGACAUGAAACUCCAAGAUCAAGGCUUCCGUGUGACGGAGCGUGCCAAAUCCGUGGCGCUGGGUAUGCUCCAACGCGCACGCAAUCGCCCUCACUUUGGCAACGCAGGUGAGGUGGAUAUCGCGCUGAACGAUGCGAAAAUGCGCCAGCAGAAACGUACUGGCGAUGAUAAGACCGCAGCAAAAGGCAUCCUCGAAGCACAGGACUUCGACCCGGAUUUUGAUAGAGGGGAUCGAGCUAACACAAACGUCGCCAUGCUAUUCAAGGAUAGUGUGGGCUGUGACAGCAUCGUCGCUCAGCUGCAGGGCUACCAAAAUAUCGUGGCAAAUAUGAGACAACUUGAUAUGGAUCCUCGCGAGCAGAUUCCGUUCACUUUCCUUUUCAGGGGUCCACCAGGCACUGGCAAGACCACGACCGCUCAGAAGAUGGGAAAAGUGUACUACGAUAUGGGCUUCCUCUCCAAAGCAGAAGUAGUGAGCUGCUCGGCCUCAGAUCUUGUGGGCGAGUACAUUGGUCAUACUGGACCAAAAACGCGAAAACUCCUGGAAUCCGCUCUUGGCAAGGUCCUCUUCAUCGACGAGGCGUACCGACUGUCUGGAGGUCACUUUGCACAAGAAGCCAUUGAUGAGCUCGUCGAUAGCCUCACCAACGAGCGCUUCUUUCGAAAGCAAAUUGUCAUUCUGGCAGGUUACGACGCAGACAUCAAUCGACUGAUGUCUGUGAACCCCGGCCUGACUUCACGCUUUCCCGAGACCAUUGUGUUUGAGCCUCUCCCGCCACAGGCAUGUCUCGAUCUACUCAUUCAAUACCUGGGCAAGAAAAAGGGUCUUGAUCUGUCCCCGAUCACAACUAUGCCCCCUACGACCACGAGCGAGGUUUUGCAGCAUUUCAACAUUCUAGCGUCUCUGCAAAACUUUGCGAAUGCUCGUGAUGUCCAAACUCUUGGCAAGACGAUCUUUGGAACGAUCAUCAAGCAUGUCGGUCCAAAGAGAUCUGGUGGCAUGAUAGUCUCGUGUCAGCUUCUACUGACAGAGCUGAGGAACAUGAUUUCUGAGCGAGCCCGCCGCGAACACGAUGCUACCGCACCCGGUGCCAGCGCUUCUUCUAGUAAGCAAGACCUGUUUGCUCCCACGAGGCCCGACAACAAACAGCAGCCAACUACUCAAAAUAAAUUCCACAUGCAAACUCGAUCCGCAACGAAGCAACAGACUCACGCAGUCGAAGAGGAGACCUCGAAGACUGAGGAUGACCUGCAACAAACGCCAUCCGGCGAGGAGGAGUCCAAUACCUGUUGUGGCGAGAACCGUUCCGAGCGCACCCCACCAACGACAGAAGUCCUUCUUGUCCAGCGCGACUCUGGCGUGACCGAUGCAAUCUGGGAGCAGUUACAAGCUGAUCGGAUGAAAGCUGAACAAGAAGAGGCCGAAUUCCAACGUCUCGUCGAGGAAGAGCGUAAACUCCGAGCUUGGCUCAAGGCUUGCGCUGAUGAGAAGCGUCAGAGAGAACUUGAAGAGCUCGAGCGGGUAAGGAAGGAGGCAGAGGAGAGGAAGCGCAAGGAAGCUUCAGUGCAGGCGAAGUUGCUGAAAAUGGGAUGCUGUCCGGUUGGAUAUCACUGGAUUAAGCAAGGUGGUGGCUAUCGCUGUGCAGGCGGCUCGCACUGGAUGGACGAGGCGAGUGUUGGGGCUUUGUAAAUGAUGUGAGAUGGAAGUU